CUAGUGGAAGUGUUAAAGACACCUUUGUUGGAGCCAGAAAUGGAAAAUACAGGCUUUUAAAAAUAGUCAUUGACAAUGAGCAGCUUAUUGUGGGAUCCUCUAGGCGGCCAGUUGGAUCAUGGGAAAAGGAUUAUGAUGCCUUUGUCCUUCCCCUUCUUGAAGACAAGCAACCCUGUUAUAUAUUAUACAGAUUAGAUUCUCAGAAUGCUCAAGGAUAUGAAUGGAUCUUCAUUGCAUGGUCACCUGAUCACUCUCCUGUUCGUCAAAAAAUGUUGUAUGCAGCAACCCGAGCAACACUUAAGAAAGAAUUUGGAGGUGGCCAUAUUAAGGAUGAAGUAUUUGGAACGGUACAG
This is a messenger RNA of Pterocles gutturalis (yellow-throated sandgrouse), 353 nucleotides long. Its product is annotated as twinfilin-1-like. Gene Ontology annotation, biological process: positive regulation of neuron projection development; actin filament depolymerization; regulation of lamellipodium assembly. Gene Ontology annotation, cellular component: cytoplasm; actin filament; myofibril. Gene Ontology annotation, molecular function: actin filament binding; actin monomer binding. The transcript has 3 exons. The annotation marks the transcript as partial. The record is from RefSeq and is a predicted model, not a curated record. NCBI's taxonomy places the organism in Eukaryota, Metazoa, Chordata, Aves, Pterocliformes, Pteroclidae.